Alternaria alternata is the source of this 1830-nucleotide messenger RNA. RefSeq lists its product as hypothetical. NCBI's taxonomy places the organism in Eukaryota, Fungi, Ascomycota, Dothideomycetes, Pleosporales, Pleosporaceae. Bases 81 to 1487 code for a protein of 468 amino acids. The transcript has 4 exons. Gene Ontology annotation, cellular component: COP9 signalosome. The record is from RefSeq and is a predicted model, not a curated record.
ACAGCUUGGAGCUCCAUCGACUCUCAGCAUUACGCCGCAACCACACCCUCACCCGUCCGCACACACUACGACACCGCGUCAUGGCGUCGAAUAUCGAACAAUCGCCAUUCUUCCAGGAGCAGAAGUCGAAAGGCGAAAUCGUUGUCAAGGACCCUCCCAAGUUUGACCUGGAAUCGUACAUUGCCAAUUACACCGGCUACACACGAAUCGAUCGCCUGCACCACAUCGGCGCCCACUCGCCAUACCUCGCCUCAGACGCUUACCGCCUCGCUAUCGCCGAGGCAAAGAGGGGAAAGAAUGUUGAUUUAUACACAACACUGGUAGAACAGUUCAGCCGCAUAGCACCACAGGACCCUGCGUCUGUGACAGAUACAGCAUGGGUUGAGAAGAAGACGCGGGAAGUGCGCGAGGAGCACGACCGACUAGAGCAUGAGCUCAAGUCAUACAAGAACAACUUGAUCAAGGAGAGCAUACGAAUGGGCAACGAGGACCUCGGUCACUUCUACUACGAUACCGGUGACUUUAGUAACGCACUCAAGGCCUACAUGAAGAUGCGCGAGCAUUGCACCUCGCCCAAGCAUCUUGCAGACAUGACCCUCCGCCUCGUAUAUGUUAGCAUCGCACAAAAGUCAUGGACAAAUGUAUUGGCAAAUCUGGCCAAGUCGGAAGCCACUCAGAUUAAGGGCGAUGACAAGGCCAAGAUGGAGCCCAUCAUUUCUGCUUGCAGCGGUCUAUGUCACAUGGCUACUGGCAACUACCGCGAAGCUGCGACAGCGUUCCUUGGUACCUCAGCGGCAUACUUGACUGCAGAGCCAGCAGCGUACAUUACAUGGCAGAAGGAAGUCAUUUCGGGUAACGACAUUGCGGUAUACGGUGGUCUUUGUGCGCUUGCCUACAUGGACCGCAGCGAUUUGCAAAACAAGGUGCUAGCAAACAGCGAAUUUCGUAACUUCCUUGAGCUCGAACCUCACAUUCGCCGCGCUAUCAACCUCUUCUGCAACUCCAAAUACAGCGCAUGUCUCGAAGUGCUUGAAGGCUACCGCAACGACUAUCUCCUCGACGUAUAUCUGUCCAAGAUGCUGAACACCAUCUACAGCCGGAUCCGGACAAAGAGCAUCGUGCAGUACUUCAUACCCUUCAGCUGCGUCACGCUUGACGAAAUGACGUCCAAGUUCCCGCCAGCGGAAGGCCGGACCAUCGACGAAGAUCUGGAAGAGAUGAUCAACCAGCGUGUUCUUAAUGCGCGGAUAGAUCUCGUCGACCGCCUACUCAUCUGUCCACCCACAGACCCCCGCCACGACGUACACGCCGACGCUCUCAAGAUGGCCGAGGAGUACGACCACACCCUGCGCCUUCGAUUAACGCGUCUCAACUUGCAGGCAGCGAGCAUGGAGAUUUCAUCAAACAAGUCGAAUGAAAAGUCAUCUGGUAUGGGUGGAAGCAUCGGUGACACUUUCCGCGGUUUGGGUCAGAAGAUAGGGUUUUAGGAGACACCUAAGAUGACCAGGGGAAAUAACGACGACGUCAAACACGAUGAGAUGAUGGACGUGGAUUAGCGCAGGAUGGAGAGUUUGCGCGGCUGGCAUUGCAAGGCGUUUUUGGAGCGGCAUGGCGUACAUAUACAGGCUGGGCAAGGACAUCAAGCGGCAUUCUGGCGUUGGAAUGAUGAGGCAUUGCAGUAAACGGAGCUGUCUAGUACCAGAUAGCUGAGUCAACACGUCAUGCAGAAGCAUAAUUAUACCAUGGUCAUUCCUUCAUUCAAAUUCGUAACAUGCGUGUAUAUAGUGUGCCAAUCUUCCCGCAAAUGGAAGAAGAUAUAUCCUGGGUAUC